Molecule: messenger RNA, 2748 nt
Organism: Marchantia polymorpha subsp. ruderalis
Lineage: Eukaryota; Viridiplantae; Streptophyta; Marchantiopsida; Marchantiales; Marchantiaceae
Source: the annotation of a GenBank genome assembly
UUUAAAAGCAGGCAAAACAAGCAAACGUAGACUUCUCACUUCUGCUUGUGUUGCUCUACCAAGCUGUCGCUCACCGGGUUUCGUUUAUUAACCAUUUGAACGACGCUCAGGCGUGAAAAGUAGCACCGCAUUGCCAGUUUUGUCGGAGUUUGUAGAGAGGAAUAAACAGGACCGUCGACAUUUAAAUUGAGAGGCAAGUAAAGUGAACCCGGCUGUCCGGAAACGUCCUGAAACCCACGGGCCGAAGUGUUGGUGUGAUCACGAAGAAUGAGUCUUGCUGUGAUGAUCUUCGUCUGUGAUAUCGCGUUUGAUGAACUGGGGAUUGGUGUGGUUGAGAUUGCGGGUCAAGCGAGUUGACGAUAGGCAUGCUGGAAGAACCCAUCUGUAAUCGAACAUGGCCAUAGCCCGCGUCUCCAUGCUCUCUUUAUCACAGGCGACACAGCCCGAUUGUUCGUGGCGUCUCGUGGACUGUGGGCUGAAUUAGUUGAGUUCGAAGAAUGCUCGAGGUCGUAAGAGUUGCCUUCUCUGGAACGAGUCAAGCUGCCCACUCUCAUUUCGCGAUGGUGGCCAUGAGCCACAUCGUAAGAGGGGCCAUGGUUUGCCAUCGGCUGAAUGCUAUGCCUCAAUCAGGUGUGUACGCAACUAAUGCGGGCCGCAUACUCGGCCUCCUUUCCACAGUCACUAAGAAUUCUCAAUCGAGGCCAGUUCCUUUUCAGUUUGGAAAAAUUACCUGUGUAAGACAAGGUCCUGUUGAAAGAUCCAAAAUCUUCCGUCCAAAGUCAUACGAGGACAUCCAAUUGCUCUGUUGCAGCAGGACUAGAGCUUUGAGCACGGGGUCUGAAGGAGCCGCACUGCGGACCAACACGUGCGUAGAAGAAAAGGAAGUUUAUGAUUUCAAAGACAGUAAAAAUGUGAUCGAUGUGCUGGAAGAGAGGGGUCUGAUUGAUUCUAUUACGGGAGAUGGUAUUAGGCUUCACUGCUCCAAUCCUAUCCAAGCUCCUGCAAAAGUAUACUGCGGAUUUGAUCCAACUGCUGAAAGCCUCCAUCUUGGAAAUCUGCUUGGAAUAAUUGUGCUCGCCUGGUUCCAAAGAUGUGGCCACAUUCCCGUUGCUUUAAUGGGUGGCGCCACAGCUAGAGUCGGCGACCCAUCCGGAAAGUCUGUAGAGAGACCUGUCAUGUCCGAUGAAACCAUUGAAAGGAAUCUGCAGGGCAUUCAAACGAUUCUUGAAAAUAUUUUGAUGGCUCGUGGAGAUUCUGAAAAGAAUCCAGGGGAGUCUGGUUUUCACGCUCCUGUGAUAGUGAACAAUUAUGACUGGUGGAAAACCUUCGGUUUAUUAGACUUUCUACGAGACGUAGGGAAGUAUGCCAGAGUAGGAAGCAUGAUGGCCAAGGAAAGCGUGAAAAGGAGACUGAACUCAGAGGAUGGCAUGAGCUACACAGAGUUCACAUAUCAGCUCUUGCAGGGUUACGAUUUUCUGAAGAUGUUCAAAGAAGAUGGAAUAUCAGUGCAAAUUGGAGGCAGUGAUCAAUGGGGAAAUAUAACUGCAGGGACAGAGUUGAUACGGAAGGUGCUCCAGCAAGAUGGAGCGCAUGGACUUACCUGGCCACUUCUGCUCAAGUCAGACGGGACCAAAUUUGGGAAGUCAGAAGGUGGGGCAAUUUGGUUAGCUGCAUCUAUGCUAUCUCCCUACAAAUUUUAUCAAUAUCUCUUUGGCACUUCUGAUGCCGACGUAAUUAAGCUAUUGAAAGUGCUUACUUUUCUCGACCUGGAGGAGAUUCAGAGCAUAGAGACAGCUAUGAGGACCCCUGGGUAUGUUCCCAACACAGCUCAGAGGAGAUUGGCAGAGGAGGUGACUCGAUUUGUACAUGGGGAGCAAGCUCUUGCAGACGCCCAGAAAGCUACAGAUGCCCUUGCCCCUGGAGCCAGCACUACUCUCGAUGUGAAAGUCUUAGAAGCAAUUGCUCAAGACGUUCCUUCGUGUUCCAUUUCUCGAGCGGAGGUGGUGGGAUCUUCAUUAGUUGAUGUUUGUGUAAAAACGGAGCUACUAGCGAGUAAGGCAGCUGCCCGGCGGCUGAUAAAACAAGGUGGUUUAUACUUGAACAACGAGAAAGUGACCGAGGAUAGCAAAAGUUUAGAAGAAAUUGACCUUGUGGAUGGCAAGAUGAUCCUAUUGUCAGCGGGAAAGAAGAACAAGUUAGUCGUUAGAUUACAAUGAUUGACAAUCAGAGACUCCAGUUGUGACCAGGUAAAAAAAUCAUCUGAACUGUCUUUGAGCUACGUGUUCUCUCCUUUCCACUUUUUCUUCAUAAUUUUUUUUCUGUGGUUUCACGCGAAUCGGUGCGUUUCUUCGUUCCAUGACAUGGCAGCAAUACUUUGAGCUGUUGCUGUUGUAGGACUUAUUCAGGCAGAGACUAACCACAAAAGGCAUACUCAAUUGAGUAUGCCUUUUGUGGUUCAUAUAUAAGACACUGAGAUACAAACCUUGAUAUCAGGACAACCAAGUGUAGAGAACAUAACCAGGAUCUGUGUAUAUGGUCAUGACAAGUAAAUAACUGUACAAAGCGUUGUCUUCCAUGUAGUCUAGGUAAUGAGCAGGUCUUGAACGUUAUAUCGAGUCAGAGUUCCACUUAUCCACUUUUCUGGUAUGUUCUUAAUCGCUGCAUGUUAGACAAUCCAGCAAGAAGUGAACCCAUGCAGUCAACUGAUACAUUCAUGGAUAUUGUUCCGAAACGCUAGCAGGCAGGCCA